This is a messenger RNA of Syngnathoides biaculeatus (alligator pipefish), 3081 nucleotides long. Its product is annotated as contactin-3-like. The coding region runs from base 1 to 3081 and encodes 1026 amino acids. The transcript is spliced from 22 exons. Gene Ontology annotation, molecular function: cell-cell adhesion mediator activity. Lineage: Eukaryota; Metazoa; Chordata; Actinopteri; Syngnathiformes; Syngnathidae. Gene Ontology annotation, biological process: cell-cell adhesion; brain development. The record is from RefSeq and is a predicted model, not a curated record.
AUGACAUUGCCAUGGAAACAGCUUCUACUCUUAUCGAUCAUCAAGUGUUUGGCAGAUAGUCUGGACAGCGGAUUGUACCAUGGUCCAAGGUGGAGGAUGGAGCCUGGUGAUCUGUUUAUCCCAGUAGACACCAUAGAGGAAGAGGCUACUCUGACUUGUGACGCCAAGAGUACCCCGCCUCCUCAGUACAGAUGGUCGCUGAAUGGGACUUUCAUAAAUCUAAGCCUGGAUCGAAGGCGGCGUCUGUCAGGGGGCAACCUCAUUAUAAGCAGCCUGGACCGCUACCAUGAUGUAGGCGUCUACCAGUGUAUGGCCUACAACACUGCAGGAGCAAUUCUCAGCAGGAAAGCACAUCUCAAGUUUGCCUACUUGGAUCAUUUUAAAGUCCACAUUCGAAGCGCUGUGUCGGUCCGAGAGGGACAAGGAGUGGUGUUGCUUUGUGGAACGCCCACUUCCUCUGGAGAUCUUACAUACGCAUGGGUCUUUAACGAGUAUCCAUACUUUGUCCAGCAAGACAAUCGCCGCUUCGUCUCUCAGCAGACAGGAAACCUUUACAUCGCCAAGGUGGAGCCAUCCGACGUAGGCAACUACACUUGUGUAGUGAUGAACAGCGUCACAAAGGGCAAAGUGCAUAGCUCGCCUACAUCUCUCAUUCUCAGGACAGAUGGAGUGAUGGGCGAAUAUGAGCCAAAAAUAGAAGUUAAUUUCCCAGACAAUGUUCCCGCAGCAAAAGGAUCAACAGUUACGCUGGAGUGUUUCGCUCUCGGGAAUCCAGUACCAGAGAUCACCUGGAAGAGGGCCAAUGGAGUUCCAUUCCCCAGCAAAGUCAAAAUGAAGUAUGCCAAUGCAGUGCUGGAGAUCCCCAGCUUCCAGCAGGAGGAUACAGGAGGAUAUGAGUGUGUGGUUGAGAAUAAAAUGGGCAAAAAUACAGCCACAGGUCGCCUGGCUUUCUAUGCCAAGCCUCAGUGGAUUCAGACCAUGAAGGAUACAGCACUGGCCAUAGAGGAGAAUUUGGACUGGGAGUGUCGGGCCAGCGGCAAACCCAAACCUAUUCACACCUGGUUGAAGAAUGGCCAGCAGCUGCUCUCUCGGGACAGGAUCCUUGUGAAGGACGGUGCCCUGUCUGUGUCUGCGCUAACACUUUCAGACGCCGGAAUGUACCAGUGUGUGGCCGAGAAUGAGCACAGCAUUAUAUAUUUUGCUGCUGAACUAAUGGUUUUAGCCUCUCCUCCAGACUUCACAGGGACUGUCCUCAGAUCUUUGCUAAAGGCCAAGGCAGGAACUUCAGUGACACUCGAGUGUAAACCCCAAGCAUAUCCCUUGGCCAGCAUUUUAUGGAAGAAAGGGAACCUUCCUAUUCUCACCAACAACAGGAUCACCCUUUCACCAGAUGGAACACUGAGGCUUGCCAAUGUGAGCAAGUCUGAUGCAGGGAGUUACACGUGCUUCGCUAGGAACAGAUUUGGCAUGUCGAGUACAACUGGAAGGCUCCUGAUUACAGAUCCAACCAGAUUCACACAGGGCCCAGUAGACAUGGAAAUCAUUGUAGGCGAGAGCAUCGUGUUACCCUGUCAGGUGACCAGCGAUCCGGUCCUCGACGUUUCCUUUUCAUGGGCCUUUAACGGACAGCUCAUUGCCAGCAAUGAUGGUCACUUUGAGCUGGUGGGCGGGAGAACUUCAGGAGAUCUGAUGAUCAGGAAUAUUCAGUUAAACCACACAGGCAAAUACAUCUGUGUGGUGGACACGGAUGUGGAAAGCCUCUCAGCCGUGGCCGUAGUGAUUGUGAAAGGCCCGCCCAGUCCACCGGAAACUGUGAGAGUGGUGGAGGUGACAGACAGCACGGCCCAGCUGGUGUGGAGCCCCGGACGGGAAAAUGGGAGCCCCCUGCUCAGUUAUAUCAUUCAGACCAGGACGCUGUUCACUGUGGGCUGGCAAAGGGUUAACACUGUUCCAGAGACAAUUGCCGGGAGCACGCUGACAGCCACUGUGGUGGACCUUAAUGCCUGGGUAGAGUAUGAGUUCCGGGUAUUGGCAAGAAACAGUGUGGGAGUUGGCGAACCCAGCCCUGUGUCAGUCAAGACAAGGACAGAGGAUGCAGUCCCUGAUGCAGCGCCAGGUGAUGUUGGCGGAGGAGGCGGAAGCAGGUCAGAGCUGGUAAUCACAUGGGAGCCUGUCCCUGAAGAACUACAGAAUGGCGAAAGCUUUGGUUACAUCAUUGCUUUCCGCGCCUUUGGAGAAGUCAGCUGGACCCACGUGGCCACUUCUGCCCCUGGCGCUUCCCGCUAUGUGUACCGCAAUGAAAGCAUUGCGCCCUUCUCCCCCUUCCAUGUCAAGGUUGGCACAUAUAACAGCAAAGGGCAGGGUCCCUUCAGCCCAGUGGUCACCAUCUACUCUGCCGAGAUAGAGCCAAGUGGGAUGCCAGUGGGAGUUUGGGUCAGAAGUGUCUCAGCUUAUGAGAUCGAGGUGAACUGGCAGGCUCUCUCCUUCACCCCUGAAAGGGUUCUCGGCUAUGAGGUAGUGUACUGGGAAGACGACACAAAGCCAGAGACUAUGGGAAAGGUUCGGGUCCCGUGGAACCAUACCUCGGUUACAGUUAGCGGCUUGGCAGGGCACACGCAGUAUUUCCUGACUGUCAGCGCAUUCAACACAGCGGGCACCGGCCCCUUCCUUCCUGCAAUCAACGUUACCACAAAAAAACCUCCACCGUCCCAACCACCAAUGGAUGUUGAAUGGACUCUAAUUGGUUCCCAACUGUCUCUUUACUGGGAGCCUGUGGUGGCACUGGAGUCUGAAUCAGAAGUUACAGGUUACCAAUUGUCAUAUAGGAGAAGUCAACACAAAGAUGUAAACACGCUCACGACAACCAAUUCAACAGCUGAGCUGACUCUCCCUGAGGUCGACGAUGAAUAUAUCAUUCACAUUCAGUCCCAGAGUGAAGGAGGUCUCGGCCCUGCUUCGGAUGCCAUUCGAGUCCAUCAGCUUAGUAUGAGUGCUCGCGGCUCGAGAGCCUUGAAUGCAGACGCAUCGCUGCCCUGCCUGUUCCUCGCCAUUGCAAUAUCAACAUUCAGGUCAACACUGUGA